GAACAAGUCUUGCAUUGGGUGGAGCAUACUUAGAAACAGCAACUAUGUCUCUCAUGCAGCUUACUAGCUCCCCUGUUGGCUCACUGGUCCGUUUCAUUGUAAUAUUUGCUUUAUGGUACAGAACCAUGGCUUUGGCCAAGUUGCCACCAAACGCUUCAUCAGUUCCAGCAGUUUUAGCGUUUGGAGAUUCCAUCGUGGACCCAGGCAACAACAACAACAUAAAAACAUUGAUCAAGUGCAACUUCCCACCUUAUGGAAAGGAUUUUCAGGGAGGAAACCCAACGGGUCGAUUUUGCAAUGGAAAAAUUCCUUCUGACUUAAUAGCUGAACAAUUGGGUAUUAAGGAGUAUUUGCCUGCAUAUUUGGAUCCGAAUCUCAAAUCUAGUGAUCUUGUUACCGGCGUCUGCUUUGCCUCCGGUGCUUCAGGAUACGAUCCUUUGACACCCAAAAUAACGUCAGUUCUAUCGUUAUCUACUCAACUAGACAUGUUCAGGGAAUACAUAGGAAAGCUGAAAGGCAUUGUUGGAGAGAGCAGAACAAACUACAUCCUAUCCAAUAGUCUUUAUCUUGUGGUGGCAGGUAGUGACGACAUUGCCAACACCUAUUUUGUUGCUCACGCCAGAAUAUUACAGUAUGACAUUCCUUCUUACACCGACCUUAUGGUCAACUCAGCCUCUAAUUUUGUAAAGGAACUGUAUAAUCUGGGAGCUCGUAGAGUUGCAGUACUGGGUGCACCACCGAUUGGAUGCGUGCCAUCACAGAGAACUCUGGCUGGAGGGCUAACAAGAAAGUGCUCAGAAAAGUACAAUUACGCAGCCAGGUUGUUCAAUUCCAAACUUUCAAAGGAACUUGAUUCCCUCGGUCACAACUUGUCCGAUACCAGGAUAGUUUACAUUGAUGUUUACACCCCUCUGCUCGAUAUCAUUGAAAACUACCAAAAAUAUGGCUAUAAAGUUAUGGACAGAGGUUGCUGUGGCACAGGCAAACUAGAGGUUGCAGUGUUAUGCAACCCUUUGGAUGCCACUUGUUCCAAUGCUUCGGAAUAUGUCUUUUGGGAUAGUUAUCAUCCAACAGAAGGAGUUUACAGAAAGCUCGUAAAUUAUGUUCUUGAAAAGUACAUAGAUCGAUUGUUUUGAGCUCGAUUAAGUUUGCCUACGGGAAGUAAUAUCAAUUAUUAGUUAUGUUGAUGUCAACGAAGACAAUGAGUAUUUUGAUUUGUCGAGUUUUGGUGUGAUUGUUCGGUACUUUUUGUAGAUUUCAAUGUUCACAGGCAUCGAUCCAUCUCACAGACGUUCCACAUUUUUCCUGUGUGAAAUAUUUACCUUUAAAGUGGAUGUAUGUUGUUGUAUUCAGGUGUUUAAAUAUGAUUUUUGAUGAUUUUACUGGUUGGAAAUAGCUAUUUCCUUGUUAGUUGGAGUUACCAAGUAAAAAUGUUAUUUUGUUGUUUUUGGAGCUUGUUAUUUUGUGUCUGCCAUAAUAUUCCUCUAUAAAAUGUUUCAUUAUGUUAUUUUA
This is a messenger RNA of Glycine soja, 1512 nucleotides long. Its product is annotated as GDSL esterase/lipase EXL3-like. The coding region runs from base 45 to 1136 and encodes 363 amino acids. Gene Ontology annotation, cellular component: extracellular region. Gene Ontology annotation, molecular function: hydrolase activity, acting on ester bonds. NCBI's taxonomy places the organism in Eukaryota, Viridiplantae, Streptophyta, Magnoliopsida, Fabales, Fabaceae. The record is from RefSeq and is a predicted model, not a curated record. The transcript has 5 exons.